Messenger RNA from Dendroctonus ponderosae (mountain pine beetle), 2300 nucleotides. RefSeq names its product protein transport protein sec31. The record is from RefSeq and is a predicted model, not a curated record. Bases 133 to 1446 code for a protein of 437 amino acids. The transcript is spliced from 8 exons. Lineage: Eukaryota; Metazoa; Arthropoda; Insecta; Coleoptera; Curculionidae.
AAUAAACGACGCCUACGGCGCGACGCUUUACGUAGCGCAGCAAUCGAGCUUAAAGUCUCAGUAUAACCCAGCGAUCGCGCGAAAAGCGGCGUCGAAUUUACAGGUAGUUUAGAAACGACAUAGACGUAAAACAUGACGACCCAACCAAGGCUGGUGAACAAACAGUUCAACACACCCAUCGGUCUGUACUCGGAACAGAAUGUUAGAGAAGUGUUGCAACGGGAACAACAGAUUCUGGCUAAUGGAGCUAUAGGAAUUGAUUUCCACAAUUCCUCGACAGGAAAGCCAGCCAACCUGCAAAAUUCUGCUGUUUUACGCUUACUCGAAGAAGAGGAGAACAGACGUGGUGGACGCCCUGGUAACGAUGAGUACUAUCCGAGACCCCUUCGAGACGUGUCCUGGCCACCUCCAGAUUACGAUCAAAAAACCCAACUCCGAUCCUCCUUUAAAGAUGUCGUCACCCCAGGAGCAAAGAGAGUUGCCUGGCCUCCACCACAAGAGGGAGUUUUAGAUCCAGCGGAAGUGGUGCAACACAGUCCUGUUCCAGUACAGGGUGGACCCCAAUAUUCCAGUCCAUCCCCCGGUUUGCAACAGAAUAACUACCCUUCCCAGCAGCAGGGUGUACCCGUUCAACAAUCCUACCGUCCUCUAAAACCCUUGGACGUUAGCUCAGUAGGCGCCGGCUCACCUCUAACUUCUCCAGCUCUGAACCAAACCCCUCAAGGUUUCCGUUCCGCCACACCUUCAGGUCCCAAAGGUUGGGCCCCCGUUCAAUCCCCAACCACUCCGUUAGGACCUGGUGCUCAGAAGUACUUUGGAGCGCCGCCUGCUCAAGGGUACCAAGGCCAACCUCAGUACCAGCCAGUGAGCCAGCCGCAUCAAGCCGCUCAACAGUACCAGCCGAGUCUUCAGCAGUACCAACAGCCCAACCAAUACGGGUCUCAGCCUAGUGGUUUCGCUACCCCGCCCGCUCAUCAAUACCAGGCUCCUCCCCAACAAUACCAACCUCAACCAGCUGCCCAGCCAAUCCCAGCCCAAAGCCAAAUUCCUGCAAAACCAGCAGUUGCUCAGCCACAGCCAGCAGCUCCUAGACCACAACCGGCAAAACACGUAGAACCUCCUCCAUCGACAAUCACUCUUCGGCCUGCGGCCCCAAUAAGUCAGACUCCGGCACCAGUGUAUUCAGCUCAACCAGCCACGGCGUCCCUUAAAGUUGUUGUAGGAGGAAAGAACCUUCGUGGUGACUUGAAAUGGCCCCCAGAAAAUGUAAGGCAAAGAAUGGCAGAGGAACAGGCUUUUAUUGAGGAAAUCUCUAAAGGACCUGCUGUUAAGCCUUCAAGAAAAGAACGAGACUACACGCCCUUCUUCGCUCAACAUGCGUUGAACAGCACAUAUCCAGGAUACAAAAUACCACCUGGUACGCAGUACUUCAGGCCAGAAUAUUAGUUGACUUAAUAGAGUAAUGUGAUAUUUAUUUAGCGCUUUUGGCUCAGGUUUUUUAGUGAAAAAUUCCUGAACAGUACCGAAGAGUUUUCCUCCUUUUUUGGAUCGACGCUAUCGAUAAGAUUUAAUCAACGAUGAAACAUUGUUUGGGGAUUUUUCACUGAAAAAUGCAUAAUACUUAUUAUAUUUUUGUAAAUACUGCAUAUAACUCUAAAGCCAGGCUGUACAUUUAGUAAACAGCUGAACUGACAAUUACUUGUUUAUGAUUAUUGAAAAUAUUAUAAGAUAAAAAGGCGAUCUAGGAUUUGCAGAUUCCUUGGCUAAUGUUUCGAAAUAGCCGAUAUAUCAUGGUUGCAACCCCAAGGAUUCCGAUCCUCCUUUGCUAUUAGCAUGGUUUCACUAACGUAAAAACAAAAUAAAACCGUUUUUUCAUACAAUUUGAUUACUGAUCUUCAGGGAAAUAAACGUAAAUGAACCACAUUGAAGCUUUAGUGAAAUCAUAAUUUCUGCAAAUGUGACUUACAUUAAUCAUAUAUUUUCGCAAGCAUUAAUUAGUACCUAUUGCCUAAUAUUUCAAUUCUGCAGGAUGUAUACAUUAAAGCCAAGCUGAACUAUUUAAGUGUUUGAGCGCUCGCCUAACAGUGUGAACAUUUCAAUAUUUUCAAUUUAGAUUACUUACACAUAUAUAAUUCGGCCUUAGAGAAAUUUAGAAACAAAUAUCACAAGUUUCGCCGCUUUUCGACAAAUUUACGUAUCGAUACGAGCUUUGCUAUUUAUCGCAAAUUGCCUUUACAUUUGUUAAAUAAAUUAAAAAUUGUACUGUGUACGAUAUAAAAAUUUAAAAAAUAUUAAAGUGA